Messenger RNA from Candidozyma pseudohaemuli, 348 nucleotides. RefSeq lists its product as uncharacterized. NCBI's taxonomy places the organism in Eukaryota, Fungi, Ascomycota, Pichiomycetes, Serinales, Metschnikowiaceae. Bases 1 to 348 code for a protein of 115 amino acids. The record is from RefSeq and is a predicted model, not a curated record. The transcript has 2 exons.
AUGUCCUCCAACACCGCUGAAACCGACUCUCAGGUAAACGAAAUGGUGCCAUUAGAAGAUCUAGAAGCCUCCCCUCAAGAGCACAUAUGUCCAGACCCAGACACUUUUCAAUGUGCCAUGCAAGUGAAGGAAGAUUCUGACGAGACUGGAGAUCUUGAACACGACGAAAUUGAAGAAAACGAAAGUGAAGAUAAUCCCCAGGAAGCAAAAUUGCAAAUUUCCCCAGAAACCAUCUGUGAUGUUACAGCAGUGCAGCAGGUGAUGGUCCCUGACACCGAAAAUCAAGCCGAAGCUAUUGAUGAAGACCAGAGGUCCACCGGAAAACCCAAGAGAAAGAAGUUGAAGUGA